Molecule: messenger RNA, 602 nt
Organism: Sinocyclocheilus rhinocerous
Lineage: Eukaryota; Metazoa; Chordata; Actinopteri; Cypriniformes; Cyprinidae
Gene: fgf1a
Product: fibroblast growth factor 1a
Exons: 3
Coding region: 13-456 (147 amino acids)
Molecular function (GO): growth factor activity
Source: RefSeq, a predicted model, not a curated record
UGAAUAGCAGGCAUGACUGAGGCCGAUCCUGCGGUGAAACACAACCCGCCCGACUAUAAGAAGCGGACGCGGCUGUACUGCAUGAACGGAGGAUUUCACCUGCAGAUGCUGGAGGACGGGACCGUCGCGGGAGCGCGUGAGGAAGACAUCUACAGCAUACUGCGCAUAAAAGCAACUAGUCCAGGAGUGGUGGUCAUUGAGGGAGCAGAGACAGGACUUUACCUCUCUAUGAAUGAAGACGGCAAGCUGUAUGCUUCAUCAUUAGUAACAGAUGAAAGUUAUUUCUUGGAGAGGAUGGAGGAAAACCACUACAACACGUAUCAGUCUCAAAAGCACGGUGAAAACUGGUACGUCGGGAUAAAAAAGAACGGAAAAAUGAAACGAGGCCCAAGAACACACAUUGGACAAAAGGCUGUUUUCUUUCUCCCUCGACAGGUGGACCAGACAAAGGACUGAAACCUGAUCAUAUUUAAUCACACAGAAUAACCGCUAACACUUCACAAUAAGACUCCUUUUGUUAACGUUCAUUUCAACAUUUACUGAAAACAUUAUUCAAAUCAAAAGCUGAAUGUUAACAUUAUUUCAUGGACCUGAACUAACAA